AGGUUUGUGUUUCUCUCACAACGCCUACACAGGUCUUUGCAGGCCAAAGAAAUCCAAGAAAUUCAAUCUCUUCAAAAUUGCCCCUUGGAAAAACAGAGCGCUCGAAUGACAAGUGUGGGGAAGGCGGGAGGCGAAGAUGCGGAGUGCGGAAACACAAGGACCAGGGGAGCUAAACUACAUUUCCCAGAAAGCCACGGGCUGGCCUACAACCACCGCGCCCCCCAAGUCCGCUGGAAGCCUCCGUCUCGCUUCUCCAGGAACCGGUUUGCCGCUGUCCCCUUUUCUAAGGAACGUAGGGAAAGCCAGGGAAGGAAAGGCAUUUUACUGCAGCAACGAAGGUUUAGCCACUAGAGUGUCUUUCUGAGCCGUGGUUAUUCCGACCUUCGCUUGUAAAGGCAUUGGGAAACCCACGGCCCACGUGACCAUCCCGGGUCAUGUGACUCCAGAACCCGGCAGCUGAAGUCUGUUACUCUGACAACUAGUGGACCCGCACACCUUCCGGGAAAGCGCGGAAUUCAGAGGCAGAGUGUUUCCAAUGUUUGAGAUACUUUAGAAUGUUUGCUUUGGGAGGUCAAAAUUGUUGACUAUGGCUAACUAUUCCCAAGAAGAGCUAGAUGAAGAGUUUGAACAGUUUAUGAAAGAGCUUUCAGAUGAUUCUUUUGAAAAUUCAGACAAAACAGCUAGACAAUCUAAAAAAGAGAUGAAGAAGAAAGAUACAGUACCUUGGUGGAUAACUGAAGAUGAUUUUAAAGAUGGACUGCUUGGAACAAAUGUGAGCUAUUUGAAAACAAAGAAGACUUCUCAGCCUGUUAUGGAAAUAGAAGAGGAAUCUGCUGAAAAGAUUCAAUUUCUUAAGAGCAGUGGAACCUCUCUCUUAAGUACUGAUAGCUUAGAAACAAAUGUAGUUUCUGAGCUCAACCAUAGUAUUCUCGGAGUGGGAUUGGACACAUUAGAAGAACAAGAGGAGAAAGAACAAUUUUUUGCCAGGCUUGAGAAAGGCUUGACAUCUUCCAUUGAUUAUUCGAGAUUAAAUAAGGAAUUGGAUUCUAAUGACUCUACACAUUUUAAAGCUUUACAUAGUAAUCAAGCCAACACAGAACUAACUGAUGAUGAACAUGAGAAUGAAUCGAAACAUGAAGAACUGGCAGAAAAUUACAGUGAUGAUUUUGAAGAUGAGUAUGUUGGUGCGCCGUUGACUACUAAAGAUGAAGAGACGCCUUCCAAAGAGAAUUCCAAAUCAGAAAAAAUAACUGUACCCAAACAGGAAGAAGAAAAAACUGGCAUGCUUGCUAAUGUUGUGCUGCUUGAUUCAUUGGACUCUGUUGCAGAGGUCAAUCUUGAUGAACAAGAUAAAAUAACACCUAAGCCAAGGGGCCUACCAGAAAUGACUGAGAAUGAAAUGACAGAAACAGGUGUUUCUUAUGGACAAAGCAGUAGUGACAUUGAAGCCCUACAUCAAGCUUAUUGUCAUAUAGCCCAUUCAUUGGGAGAUGAAGACAAACAAAAAAUUGAGAGUAACACAGUGGAAGAUAUCAAGAGCACAGUGAAAGGUCAUCCUCAAGAAAAUGAAGAGAAUUCAAAAAACAUCUCUACUAUGGAAUCUGAUCUGCCCACAGUAGAGGAGCUGAUGAAACCUAUCAGAAUAGAUUCCUUUGGGAUCAGUGGUUUUGAUUUACAACCUGUCAGCUCUGAGAAAGUGGCCGAAAGAAAAGAAACUGAAUUUUUUAGCUCUUUACCCCUGAAGAUGAACCCAAAUAUUAUAUCUCAAGACUCACAACAUGUGAACCUUUUUUUUGACAAAAAUGAUGAGAAUGUGAUUUUACAAAAGACCACAAAUGAGAGUAUGGAAGACAGCUGUCCACAAGUAACUGCCACAGAAGAACAUGUUGAUAAAAUGUACCUUAAUAUUUUGAGGAAAAAAAUAUCUGUUAAUUCUUCAUCAUCUCAGGAUGACAAAAUUAGUAAAACUUACAGAUCUCAACUUAGUUCUGAAGAAGAAGGGGCUGUAAUGGGUAAACAGGUACCAUACAAGAAGGCCAGAAGUGCACCUCCUUUACUUAAAAGGAAACCCCAGAGUGGAUUAUAUGCGUCAGUUAGGAGCUCAGGCUAUGGCAAACCCAGUUCACCACUCAAGAUGUUUUCUACUCUUGAAAAGAAAACUUCAGAGGAAAUUAUAAAAAGCAAAAACUUGAGAUCGAUUUCCACCUCCAGUCAACCUAGGAAAAAAGAAAUCUUAUCUGGAACAAAACUCAUCAAGCCUGCAGCUUUGGAUAAACCAACUCCCAAAACUGAAAGUUGCCUGUCUACUCCUAAGAAGUCUGAAAAUCCCACAGAAACUGAUUCCUGUAUUCAGUUUCAGACUGAUUCCUUAGGAUACUGUGGUGAGAACAAGGAGAAGGAAUUACUUAUGUUUAAAAGAGUUCAGGAAGCAGAGGAAAAAUGGAGGGGUGCACAAGCCUUAAUUGAGCAAAUUAAAGCCACAUUCUCAGAAAAGGAGACAGAACUAGAAAAUAAGUUGGAAGAACUAAAGAAACAACAGGAAAAAGAACUCUUCAAAUUGAAUCAAGAUAAUUAUAUUCUUCAAGCCAAGUUAAGCAGCUUUGAAGAAACAAACAAAAAACAAAGGUGGUUACAUUUUGGAGAAGCAGCUGAUCCUGUCACUGGAGAAAAGUUGAAGCAAAUCCAAAAAGAAAUACAAGAACAAGAGACACUUCUUCAAGGAUAUCAACAGGAAAAUGAACGAUUAUAUAAUCAAGUAAAAGAUCUCCAAGAACAAAACAAGAAAAAUGAGGAGCAAAUGUUUAAGGAAAACCAAAGUUUAUUCAAUGAGGUAGCUUCCUUAAAAGAACAGAUGCACAAAAGUCGUUUUCUGUCUCAAGUAGUUGAAGAUUCAGAGCCCACAAGAAAUCAGAAUUUUACAGAUCUGUUAGCAGAACUACGGAUGGCACAGAAAGAAAAAGACAGUUUAUUGGAAGACAUCAAAAGACUGAAACAAGACAAACAAGCUCUUGAAGUAGACUUGGAAAAAAUGAAGAAAGAGAGGGACCAAGCCAAAGAUCAGAUUGCUUAUGUCACAGGUGAGAAAUUAUAUGAAAUAAAAAUUUUAGAAGAAACACAUAAACAAGAAAUCAGUCGUCUGCAAAAAAGAUUACAGUGGUAUGCUGAAAAUCAGGAACUUCUGGAUAAAGAUGCACUUCGGCUUAGAGAAGCAAAUGAGGAAAUUGAGAAGCUCGAACUUGAGAUUGAGAAACUGAAAGCUGAAUCUGGGAAUCCAUCUGUUCAGCAGAAGAUACGCUUAAAAGAUAAAGCAGCAGAUGCCAAAAAAAUUCAGGAUCUGGAGCGACAAGUUAAGGAAAUGGAAGGGAUUCUGAAGAGAAGAUAUCCCAAUUCUUUACCUGCUUUAAUAUUGGCUGCAUCAGCAGCUGGUGAUACAGUGGAUAAAAAUACAGUGGAAUUUAUGGAGAAAAGGAUAAAAAAGCUAGAAGCUGAUCUGGAGGGCAAAGAUGAAGACGCAAAGAAAAGCCUUCGUACCAUGGAACAACAGUUUCAGAAAAUGAAGAUUCAGUAUGAACAAAGACUAGAGCAGCAGGAGCAGCUACUUGCCUGCAAAUUGAAUCAACAUGACUCUCCCAGAAUUAAAGCACUAGAGAAGGAACUUGAUGACAUCAAGGAAGCCCAUCAGAUCACUGUAAGAAAACUUGAAGCCGAAAUAGACGUUCUUAAACAUCAGAAUGCUGAAUUAGACGUCAAGAAAAAUGAUAAAGAUGAUAAAGAUUUUCAGUCUAUAGAAUUCCAGGUGGAACAGGCUCAUGCUAAAGCUAAAUUAGUAAGACUCAAUGAAGAACUGGCUGCAAAAAAGAGAGAAAUACAAGACCUCUCAAAAACUGUGGAGAGGCUUCAGAAAGACAGAAGAAUGAUACUAUCAAAUCAGAACUCCAAGGGCAGAGAGGAAAUGUCUGCCAAAAGGGCAAAGAAAGAUGUUUUGCACUCAAGUAAAGGAAAUGCUAACUCCUUCCCUGGAACCCUGGACAGCAAGCUUUACCAACCGCAUACUUUCACUGAUUCCCAUGUUUCAGAAGUUUUACAAGAAAACUACAGAUUAAAAAAUGAGCUAGAGGGAUUAAUUUCAGAGAAGAAUGAACUGAAGAUGAAAUCUGAAGCAGCGAUGAAUCAAUUUGAAAACUCCAUGAGAAGGGUCAAGGAAGAUACUGCAGCACACAUUGCAUCCCUCAAAGCAUCUCAUCAGAGAGAAAUAGAGAAACUCCUUUGCCAAAAUGCAGUAGAAAAUUCUUCUUCCAAAGUAGCUGAACUAAAUCGUAAAAUAGCAACUCAAGAGGUACUUAUAAGACAUUUCCAAAGUCAAGUUAAUGAGCUGCAGAGUAAACAAGAGUCUCUUGUAGUCUCUCAAGUUCGAGAAGAAAUUCUACAGAAAGAGAUUACAAAACUCUUAGAAGAAUUGAGAGAAGCCAAAGAAAACCAUACACCAGAGAUGAAACAUUUCGUGGGCUUAGAAAAGAAAAUUAAGCAGAUGGAAGUGAGACAUGCACAAAGAGAACAGGAACUUCAACAGAUAAUACAGCAAACACACCAAGUAGUAGAAACUGAGCAAAACAAAGAAGUUGAAAAAUGGAAAAGACUGGCACAGUUAAAGAAUUGCGAGCUGGAGAAGUUCCGCACAGAACUAGACUCAAUAUUAGAUGUUCUCCGAGAGCUGCACCGGCAAGGGGUGGUUGUGCCAGUUGCUUUUGCAGAUGAAAUGAAUGCACCAGAGGAUUAAUAGAAACUCAGAUUUCAUAAUGACCUUAUUAAAAGGCCUAAAGAUGGAUGGGAUUGUGCCACUGUCAGGACAGCUUAUGAAAAACAAGUGUUCCAAUAUGUUUCCAGAAAGCAAACAACCAAAGCAACAUUUCAAAAUAAAUUGCCUUUAACCAAUAAGAAAAAAAA
Molecule: messenger RNA, 4944 nt
Organism: Pongo pygmaeus (Bornean orangutan)
Lineage: Eukaryota; Metazoa; Chordata; Mammalia; Primates; Hominidae
Gene: CEP162
Product: centrosomal protein 162
Exons: 27
Coding region: 587-4777 (1396 amino acids)
Biological process (GO): cilium assembly
Cellular component (GO): centriole; nucleoplasm; centriolar satellite
Source: RefSeq, a predicted model, not a curated record